Fusarium oxysporum Fo47 is the source of this 601-nucleotide messenger RNA. RefSeq lists its product as uncharacterized. NCBI's taxonomy places the organism in Eukaryota, Fungi, Ascomycota, Sordariomycetes, Hypocreales, Nectriaceae. The coding region runs from base 212 to 514 and encodes 100 amino acids. The transcript has a single exon. The record is from RefSeq and is a predicted model, not a curated record.
UUUCUGAGGAUAGUGAUCCGGUGGUUGUAUUUGAACAGCUGUUGGUUGGCUGCUUAUGUGUGCUACCGCAGAAGAAAGGAUAAAAUCCUUGGCCAAGAGGCUCAAAACUUGAUUCUUUCCAAGUCCAUAAUCUUUAUCGACUUUACACUUGCUUUCCAACUGACGAAACAGAUAACAACGUCUCUCUCAACUAGAGUCUCCAUCAAUCAGCAUGGGAUGUUGCUUCAGCCUCCCGGAACCGCCACCGCCCAGGCGGUCUAAAUCAAAACCGAAGGGAUAUAUCGUGCUUCCCAAUGGGGCUCGUGUAAAACCCCGUACUGAUGGCCCACCCAGACAUGGCCGCGAGCAUAGCCAUCGACAUAACCAUCGACAUAGCCAUAAUCAUGGUCACGGACAUGGCCAUAAACAUAGUCAUCACCAUGGUCAUCACCGCCAUCAUCACAGGGAAUCAAGUCCGUCUGGGACAACUCUUGUGCCCAACCAAGGAGAGCCAGAAGCUGGCAAUGAGCAAUGAUCGAUGGAAAUGGUGUUACUUGUAGUUCCUAGCUGCUAAUUGAAGCCAUUGGCUCUUCGAUGCUCAUAUCUCGUGAUGUAUUUUCUC